GUCCGAGUAGCGGCGGCUCUGGCGCUCCGCAUCCUCUGUCUGCGGCGGCGGGGGCUGGCGGCCCCGGCCCCUGCCCGGCCCCCUCCCCCAACCCCAUGCCUCAGCUCUAACCCCGCCGCCCUCCCCCGCGGGGGGCAUUUCCCCGUGUCCCCUGCCCGCCCCGUCCAAGUCAGGCGCCAUGAACGACCAGUACCACCGGGCGGCUCGGGACGGCUACCUGGAACUCCUCAAGGAGGCCACCAGGAAGGAGCUGAACGCCCCCGACGAGGAUGGCAUGACCCCCACCCUCUGGGCUGCUUACCACGGCAACCUGGAGUCACUGCGCCUCAUCGUGAGUCGAGGGGGUGACCCGGACAAGUGUGACAUCUGGGGCAACACGCCCCUGCACCUGGCAGCUUCCAAUGGCCACCUGCACUGCCUCUCCUUCCUGGUGUCCUUCGGGGCCAACAUCUGGUGCCUGGACAAUGACUACCACACGCCGCUGGACAUGGCCGCCAUGAAGGGCCACAUGGAAUGCGUGCGCUACCUGGACUCCAUCGCGGCCAAGCAGAGCAGCCUCAACCCCAAGCUGGUGGGCAAGCUGAAGGACAAGGCCUUCCGCGAGGCGGAGCGGCGCAUCCGCGAGUGCGCCAAGAUGCAGCGCAAGCACCACGAGCGCAUGGAACGGCGCUACCGGCGCGAGCUGGCCGAGCGCUCGGACACGCUCAGCUUCUCCAGCCUCACGUCCAGCACCCUGAGCCGCCGGCUGCAGCAUCUGGCGCUCGGCAGCCACCUGCCCUACUCGCAGGCCACGCUGCACGGCACCGCCAAGGGCAAGACCAAGAUCCAGAAGAAGCUGGAGCGGCGCAAGCAGGGCGGCGAAGGCACCUUCAAGAUCUCCGAGGACGGCCGCAAGAGCGUGCGCUCGCUCUCGGGCCUGCAGCUGGGCAGUGACGUGAUGUUUGUGCGCCAGGGCACCUACGCCAACCCCAAGGAGUGGGGCCGCGCCCCGCUCCGGGACAUGUUCCUCUCCGACGAGGACAGCGUCUCCCGUGCCACACUGGCGGCCGAGCCUGCGCGCUCGGAGGUCAGCACCGACUCAGGCCACGACUCCCUGUUUACCCGCCCGGGCCUGGGCACCAUGGUGUUCCGCAGGAACUACCUGAGCAGCGGGCUGCACGGCCUGGGCCGCGAGGACGCGGCGCUGGACGGCGCGGGCACGCCGCGGGGUCGGCUUCAGAGCUCCCCCAGCCUCGACGACGACAGCCUGGGCAGUGCCAACAGCCUGCAGGACCGCAGCUGCGGGGAGGAGCUGCCCUGGGACGAGCUGGACUUGGGCCUGGAUGAGGACCUGGAGCCCGAGACGAGCCCGCUGGAGACGUUCCUGGCCUCCCUGCACAUGGAGGGCUUCACCUCCAUCCUGCGGCAGGAGAAGAUCGACCUCGAGGCGCUCAUGCUGUGCUCGGACCUCGACCUCCGCAGCAUCAGCGUCCCCCUGGGACCCCGCAAGAAGAUCAUGGGGGCCGUGCGGAGGCGGAGGCAGGCGCUGGAGCGCCCGCCGGCCCUGGAGGACACAGAGUUAUAACAGGGGCUCCUAUCCCCAUACCAAAAAGAGUUGCAAGUUGCCACACCCACGGUGGGACCACGAGGUCCUCACAGUUGCCAGCC
This is a messenger RNA of Mesoplodon densirostris (Blainville's beaked whale), 1647 nucleotides long. It is a transcript of the gene USH1G, whose product is annotated as USH1 protein network component sans. Gene Ontology annotation, molecular function: protein binding. The transcript has 3 exons. The record is from RefSeq and is a predicted model, not a curated record. The coding region runs from base 179 to 1564 and encodes 461 amino acids. NCBI's taxonomy places the organism in Eukaryota, Metazoa, Chordata, Mammalia, Artiodactyla, Ziphiidae. Gene Ontology annotation, biological process: sensory perception of light stimulus; equilibrioception; sensory perception of sound.